AUGACAUCGCUUCUCCGACUCCCCGAUGAGCUGCUUGAGGGCAUUGUCCAGCACCUCGGGCCUCGCGACACUGUCGCCUUCGGCAUCACCUGCAAACGGAUCCACAGGGUCGCAACCGCGUCUCUGGUCUGGAGACGGCAUUGCAUAGAAACGUGGCGGUAUUGGCAACGGCGACAUAAACUGGCUGAGAAGACAAAGCUUCCACCGGCGCAGACAGAUUGGCGGCAGCUAUUCAAGGAGCGUGCGAUAAUUGACCGUGAUGCCCUGGCACUCUUUGACAAGAUGCUCACAGAACAGCAAAGCCGAAGUCACCGCAUGGAAGAGAUCGCGUCACAGGGCUAUGAUGUGAAGGACUUGCUGCUUCGUCUGCAGAACGAGACACUUGAUUCAGCUGAAGACGUACUGGCCAGAAGAUACCAUGCCGCUGCGAUUCUAGGCCAGAUUCAUCGCUUGAUAGCCUUGGAUAAGUGGACUAUGCUGCAGCAGGGGCACCCGGUGAAGCUGGAAGAGGCCUUGGGCGCAUACGACCUCUUCGUCACCUCUGGACAGAAGGGCGAUCUGGAUGACAUCGCACGGGAAUUGGACGUCAUCGCACAGCGCGUCAGAGACACCGAUCCUGAGUUCGAGAACCUCAGCAUUCGCCAAAGAGCAGUCAAGGUCGCAGAGCUCUUGAGGUCGGAGGAGUUGGUCGGCAACCCUAGAGUGGACGAUUACCAUGCCCUGCGAAACAACUUCAUCAGCAUCGCAUUGUUCGACGAGGUACACACGUCUCUACCGCUCCAAUCGGUCAGCAUAUACUGCGCUGUAGCCCAAAGACUUGAUGUCAAUGCCAAGCCAUCCAAUUUCCCGCAACACGUCCAUGCGGUUAUCGAGGCUCUCCCAGAUCAGACCCUCGACGGUGUGUCUGCGACGCCUACAUCAGAAGCUCCGCCCGAAGUUAUGUAUAUGGAUCCAUGGAACUCGAGUGACGAGGUCCCCGAAGACCAGCUGAGCGCCCGUCUGUCUCAGAUGGGCGUCCCACUGGGCCUCCAGGGGCACCUGCUCGGAGCUGCCAGUACGAUGGAAAUGGUGACACGCACCGGUCGCAAUAUCAUGAACUCGGUCGAGCAAGCGAGACAUCGGCCGCGCCUCGCGAAUCGGCCCGCCUACCCGGAUAACGAUUCGGCAUGGUACAGCAUUCUCUGGUCGAUGCUCGUGCUGGGCGACAGUGAGCCCGCCGCCGCAGUACACCAUCGACGCCAAGUCCUUCCAUACCUGGUCGAGCACUUCCAAACCCACUUUCCGAACGACAUCGCCCUCAUUGAACGGAUCCCACCCAUGUUCACUCAGGGGCGCGAACACCAGCUCAUGACAGAGCUUGUAGCGAGCGCGCGCCAUGUCGACUACGGCGUGAAGACUGUGUGUCCUCGGAAUCAUGACACUCAGGUGCAGCACAAGGUCGGACAUUACUUCAAGCACAGGCGCUACGGGUACGAGGGCUUUGUCGUCGGGUGGGAUACCCACUGUGCCGCCGAGCCAGCUUGGAUCGAGCAGAUGCGCGUGGAUGACCUGCCUAGGGGUCGAGAUCAGCCUUUUUACAAUAUAGUUGCCGACGAUAAGAGUGUCCGUUAUGUCGCGGAGGAGAACAUCCAGGUCAUACAUGAAAUGCCGUCGCUGGCGUUAAUGCAGCUCGCGGGACGGUACUUCAAGCGCUGGGACGAGGAGAAGAUGAUGUUUGAGAGCAAUAUUCGGGAUCAAUAUCCCGAUGAUUGA
This is a messenger RNA of Anthostomella pinea, 1752 nucleotides long. NCBI's taxonomy places the organism in Eukaryota, Fungi, Ascomycota, Sordariomycetes, Xylariales, Xylariaceae. The record is from the annotation of a GenBank genome assembly.